AUGGUAUCUGCCUUAUUCAAAUUUACAAGGUCCGGACUUGAUCAAAAAUCAAGUAGCCUCUUAGAAGUCGUGGAUUACCCACCCGCCAACAUUUACCCAUGGAGCAUGAUUAGUAGGAUUCAGUUAGUGGUUCGUGCGUACAGAGACCGAAAGGGCUCGGAUGAAUAUAUAUCCCUAAACCAAAGAACUAACCUCAGUGGGCCUAAGUCAUACUCUAAACCACAUGCACCCUGA
Morchella importuna is the source of this 234-nucleotide messenger RNA. RefSeq lists its product as uncharacterized. The record is from RefSeq and is a predicted model, not a curated record. The transcript is spliced from 3 exons. The coding region runs from base 1 to 234 and encodes 77 amino acids. NCBI's taxonomy places the organism in Eukaryota, Fungi, Ascomycota, Pezizomycetes, Pezizales, Morchellaceae.